Messenger RNA from Salvia miltiorrhiza (redroot sage), 1288 nucleotides. RefSeq lists its product as uncharacterized. The transcript has 2 exons. Lineage: Eukaryota; Viridiplantae; Streptophyta; Magnoliopsida; Lamiales; Lamiaceae. Bases 749 to 1213 code for a protein of 154 amino acids. The record is from RefSeq and is a predicted model, not a curated record. Gene Ontology annotation, molecular function: zinc ion binding.
UCUCUCUCUAUAUCCUCACACUCAUCAUCGGCUCCCUCUCUUCCCCUCUCUAUCCGCCGCCCUCUCUUUCUCCCACAUGAAGCCACGCCAUCGCCCCUCUUCCCGGCGAGUCAUCGCCGGGAACCACCUCUGGCCGUAAGCCAUGUUUCUCUCCUUCUCCCAUCUGUCCCUCACUCUCCCUCGCGUACAUCGGACGGCAGACGAUCAUAGAAGGCCGUCGUCGUUGCUGCUCUGCUCUCGGCCACGACCAGCGGCGCUUGGCCUUCGGCCGCGCCGCCCCGCUCAGCCGCCUCCCUUCUCCCUUUCAAUGAUUUCUCGACUAUCACUCACCGGAGGAACAAAAGGAAUUUCAAAUGCAAAGAUUUGAUUUUUUGGUGUUUUGUAUUGAUUCUUCUCUUUCUUUGUUUAAUAAAGGGUUAAAGUACAAAUAGGUCCCUAUCAUAGAGGUCCCUAUCACGUUUGGCUCCCUAUACUCAAAGUUGGGCCAACUAAAUCCCUAUAGUGCGAAAAACGGGUUCAAUUGGGUCCCCAGCCCUAACGCCGUCCAAACGUCGUUCCCUUUCUUAAUUUUUUUUAAUUCGAUGGUGGGCCCCGCCUUAACUAACUAAAAACCCCUCUUUUAAUUUGGGGGUAUUUUUGAAUUGGUUUGAACCCUAAGCCGCGAUUUUGGUAACAAAUUGGGAGUUUCCUUUGUUGCUCCUGCAAAUUGGCGUAGGUUUUCGUUCGUUUUCCAUUCUCGAGUGCAGGCAUGAGUUUCAAUUCAGCUUUCGGUUCUGGCUCGAGCUCGUGGCGCGGUCGCCGGCAGGGUGAUAGUGCAGAGAAUCCUGUGUUUUGCAUUUGCGAAGUUGAAGGUAAAAAAUUGAAGGCUUCGAUUAUGACAUCGUGGACGGAAGAUAAUCCGGGUAGGAGAUUCUAUGGAUGUAGGAAUUGGAAGGCUAGGCACUGCGGUUUUUUUGAUUGGAUUGACGCCCCCAUAACUGAAAGAGCUAAGGAGGUUAUCAACGACUUGAAGAGUGAAAAUUUGAAGUUGAUGAAGGUGAAGCAUGAGAGCUCCAAAACAGAGACCAUGGAUGUGGAGCUUGAAAUUGAAAGGCUUUGGGGUGCUAUGCAAACUAUGAAGGAAGAUUCGAAGAAGAUGAUGAAGAAAACUAGCUUAGUUUCAUUUCUUUUUGUUGCUUCAUGGGUUGCGAUUGCGUAUUAUGCAAUAGCAUAAUGCAUGUAUGUAUUGGUUAUUUGCCCUUUUCUUGAGCCCCCUGUAAUGAAAGGCUUAAUGCCCUUUUUUGGAAAU